CUUGUCGGAGGGACGGUUGUUGAUUUUCAGAAGAGGAUGGAGUUUGUCUUGGUCCUACUUGUUUUAUUAUUGUCGUCGUAUUGUGAAUUCACCGAUGCUGAGUGCCUGGAAAUCAGUCCGGCCAGGGUGGUGGUGAAGCAUGGAGACCCAGCCUCCGCUAACUGCACCCCAGAGAGACCUCAGCCUAUGGGCUGGGAGGCAACCGAAGGAGGGUUGUCUUUGUCAGACACAGAACUGCCGUUCAUGCUGUGGACGGUAAAUAGGUUGACUGAAUGGUUGAUAAAGCCGGUCUGUUUUACAGACGGAGGGAAGUGUCAGAAAACACUGAACAUCACAGUUUACAAGCUUCCAACCAAAGUGUCCAUGUCAGGUCUUCCAGAUCAGAUGUUUGAGGGGAGGCAGUAUGAGUUUAAGUGUCACGUCCAGGAGGUUGCUCCUGUUAACAGCCUCUAUGUGUCCUUCUACAAAGCAUCUACCUAUUUAAUCAAAACUGAGAUAGGAUCACAUCCACCCCAAAUAAUGAAUACCACCAAAGAACCUACCAGUGGAGAAUAUACCCUGCAGUUCACCCCCAGUAGAGGUGACCAUGAGGCCCAGUUGUGGUGUUCAGCUCGGUUGGAACUGGGAGAAGAGGGACCGCAACCUUCUCCUAAAAAAGAGUCAGAACACCUCACCCUCAACGUGCUCUACAAGCCCAACAUCUCUGUGACUCCAGAAGGAUCGUCAGAGAUCAAAGAGGGUGACAACUUAUCUCUCCGCUGCCAAGCAGAAGGUAACCCCACCCCCUCGUACCGGUGGGUGGUCCCCCAAGCAGGCCCCACCUCCAUCACCAGAGCAGAGGGAUCUGUAGUGAACGUCACCCACAUAGCUAGGUCUCAGGCUGGAAAUUACACCUGCAUCGCCACCAAUGAGGUGGGGAACAGCACCUGGACUGUUGACGUGAAGGUGACAGAGCUUCCAACCAAAGUGUCCAUGUCAGGUCUUCCAGAUCAGAUGGUUGAGGGGAGGCAGUAUGAGUUUAAGUGUCACGUCCAGGAGGUUGCUCCUGUUAACAGCCUCUAUGUGUCCUUCUACAAAGCAUCUGCCAAUUUAAUCAAAACUGAGAUAGGAUCACAUCCACCCCAAAUAAUGAAUACCACCAAAGAACCUACCAGUGGAGAAUAUACCCUGCAGUUCACCCCCAGUAGAGGUGACCAUGGGGCUCAGUUAUGGUGUUCAGCUCGGUUGGAACUGGGAAAAAGGGGACCACAACCUUCAUCUAAAAAAGAGUCAGAACACCUCACUCUCAAAGUGCUCUACAAGCCCAACAUCUCUGUGACUCCAGAAGGAUCGUCAGAGAUCAAAGAGGGUGACAACUUAUCUCUCCGCUGCCAAGCAGAAGGUAACCCCACCCCCUCGUACCGGUGGGUGGUCCCCCAAGCAGGCCCCACCUCCAUCACCAGAGCAGAGGGAUCUGUAGUGAACGUCACCCACAUAGCUAGGUCUCAGGCUGGAAAUUACACCUGCAUCGCCACCAAUGAGGUGGGGAACAGCACCUGGACUGUUGACGUGAAGGUGACAGUGACCUACCUGCAUAUCAUAGUGGGCCUGGUUUUUGCAGGUGUGGUGAUCCUGACAAUGUUUUUCGGAUCCUUCUACCUCUACAACUACAAACACAACCGCACAGGCAGCUACCAGUUAAAAAACAUGUUGCCACGACAGCGACAGAAGAAACCUUUUGAGCCCUAAACGGGCCACUGUGUAGAGGAGGCGGGGCCUCAAGGAAAAAACGCAUUCAAGUUGGAGCCGACUCAAAGUUAGUCAGUUCAUGAAAUAAAUUGAAGUACACUUAUAUUUAAUUCAAUUUUCACUUACAAUUGAACCCAAGCCUUAAAAACACCAUGCUGACUAACAGCCUUAAAAAAAUCUGUAUGAUCAAGUAUGGCCUUCCACCACCCCACGAACUUCUCAGCUGCUCUGGGAGAGUCAAAGAUUGAGAAGUGUCCUCUGGUGCACAUUUCACCAAGGCGGUGUGCUUCAUAUCACAAAGCUCACUCAAGGGUGAAAAAUGCCUUCAUCCCUGGGCCCCAAUUCCCCACGCUGGACUUCCUCCCGAGCCAGCGGUCGUGUUCGAGAGGAUCAAAACCAAACUGUGUUAUGGGUAAAUUGUGACAGACUGACUAAUCUGAAGUAAUACUAUUAUUAAUGAUGUACAGGGCCCAUGGCCUCACAUGGGCAUCAAGAUAUCGAUAUGUGGGUGAGUGAACUUUCUUGGAAACCUUGCACAAUAACUAUGUUUUUAUUGUAAACAUGUUGUCAUGUCCUCUUCUGUUUAGUUAAUCUGGCUUUUUGAAACUUUUUGCAAAUCCCCCGCAAUGUUUACAAGGCGCUAACCAAUCACAGGAUUUUAGGGUGUCUGUCCAUUAAUCAAAAGCAAAUUUUUUUUGUACACUAGAGUUAUUAACCUAAACAAUUCUAGUGGCUGUGAUGUGUUUUCCUGAGCUUUAUGACAUGCCACAAUUAACAAGGAGUUUCUCCAGUUUUCCAUUCAUAUGAAAUAGAACUGUGAUGGGGAGAUAAUUAACUAACUAAUUAAUCAGGACAUGUUCUAAACAUCCGAGUGGACCAUGUUCUCCACCGCCAUUGUCGAAGCGGCCGCUCGGAGCUGUGGCCGUA
Esox lucius (northern pike) is the source of this 2655-nucleotide messenger RNA. RefSeq names its product intercellular adhesion molecule 3-like. Gene Ontology annotation, biological process: cell adhesion. The record is from RefSeq and is a predicted model, not a curated record. Lineage: Eukaryota; Metazoa; Chordata; Actinopteri; Esociformes; Esocidae. Bases 37 to 1728 code for a protein of 563 amino acids. The transcript is spliced from 8 exons. Gene Ontology annotation, molecular function: integrin binding.